Messenger RNA from Vicia faba (fava bean), 1101 nucleotides. NCBI's taxonomy places the organism in Eukaryota, Viridiplantae, Streptophyta, Magnoliopsida, Fabales, Fabaceae. The record is from the annotation of a GenBank genome assembly.
AUGGGACUACACAUGAAUGGGAGCGCUGAAGAAGUAAGCUAUGCAAAAAACUCUUCACUUCAGCGAAAAGUGAUAUCUGUGACAAAACCUUUGAGAGAUGAAGUCAUAACUAAUUUGUAUUGCAACACACUUCCCAAAAGCUUGGCAAUUGCAGACUUAGGAUGCUCUUCUGGACCAAACACUUUAUUAGUGAUCUCAGAAUUUAUCAAGCUCGUGGAAAAUCUUUGUCGCAAAUUUAAUAAAAAAUCUCCCGAAUAUAAAGUCUUUAUGAAUGAUCGAUCGGAGAACGACUUCAACAACAUAUUUAUGUCUGUUGACACCUUCAAAGAAACACUAGACCAUGAAAUGAAAACUCAAAUAGGUCCUUGUUACUUCUUUGGGGUUCCUGGUUCCUUUUAUGGCAGGAUUUUUCCAGAUAAAAGUUUGCAUUUUAUUCAUUCCUCUUCCAGUGUUCAUUGGCUUUCAAAGGUUCCAGAUGGUGUAGACAACAACAAAGGCAAUAUUUACCUGUCAAGCACAAGCCCUUCAAAUGUCCUCAAGGCUUACUACAAGCAAUUUCAAAGAGAUUUCUCUCUUUUUCUCGAGUGUCGUGCCCAAGAAUUAGUUGAAGGUGGUUCUAUGAUUCUAACUGUUAUAGGGAGAAAAAAUGAUGAUCCAUCAAUUCAAGAGUCUUGUUGUAUUUGGGGUCUCAUGGCAAUAGUUCUUAAUGACAUGGUCUUGCAGGGAAUCAUCGACGAAGAGAAACUCGAUACUUUUAACAUCCCAACAUAUUAUCCUUCUCCAUCUGAAGUGAAUAUCGAAGUUCUCAAGGAAGGAUCAUUUGCAAUCAAUAAACUGGAGAUUUUUGAAGUGAAUUGGAAUGAUCUUGAUUGCUGGGAAGCUUUGGACAUUGGAUCUGAAAUGUCAAAAUCAUUCAAAGACAAUGGAUACAAUAUGGCACAAUGCAUCAGGGCUGGGAUUGAAUCUUUACUAGUUUGUCACUUUGGUGAUAGUGUCAUUGAAGAGAUUUUUGACCGGUAUAAAAAUAUUUUAAAUGAUCGAAUGUCUAAAGAGAGAACCAAAUUCACCUAUCUUACCUUAUUGUUGACUAGAAAAUCAUGA